AUGGAGUCGGACAAAGAGCGAUCACCGCAUCAGCCGGAGGAGCCCGUCACCUCAAUUGAGAAUGACAGCUCCGUCACGGACGACCAGUGGAAGGCCAUGAUGGAUGUCACCAUGGCUAUUUACGAUUUUAGGGAGCCAGAUGGCCACGAUCCAUCGCGAUUGUUCCAUCGCAGCGUCAACAAACGUAUCGUCCCGGAUUACUAUGACAUUAUCAAGGAGCCCGUGGCGCUCAGUAUUCUAAAGCAAAGGAUCAACAAGCACGAGUACAAGUCCUUUUCGGCUUUCGUUCGCGACUGUGCCUUGAUCCCUCACAACGCGCAGACCUAUAAUCGACCCAAGUCUCAAGCCUAUGAAGACGCGCUCGUCAUCAAGGAUGUCUUUCUUACAGAACUCAAGAAGGUUGCUACAACAGGCGUGAUCACCGACGAGGAAGCCGUACUUCCCGACCUGGGAGAAAUUCCCGAAGCGGAUCCCUUGCCAGACGAUGAUGAUGAGGACGAGGAGGAAGAGGAAGGCGGAGAGGGAGAAGAAGAUGACGAGGACGAUUCCGAUGAUGAGGGCCGACGAAGAAAGAAGCCUGGUCCGAAACCAGGUGCUAAGCGUGGACUGAAGGAUUCCCAGAAGAACGAGACUGAUCCUCGAAAGAAGCGCGGUCGACCCCCGCGCGUCGACACCCCUAUGGAAACCCGCAUCAAGACCAUCCUCAAAGGGAUUCGAAAGUUCAAGAGUGCAGGAGGUCAUUUGAAAAUCAUUCACUUUGAAAGACUGCCCGAUAAAGCUGCUUAUCCGGACUACUACGUGGAAACCAAGGAGCCGAUCGCGAUUGAUAUAAUAAAGCGCAAGUCGAAGCGCAAGAAGUAUAACUCGGUCGACCACUUCAUGCGGGACUUGGAUCUCAUGUUCAACAAUGCGAAGGAGUACAAUCAAUCCGAUAGCCAGAUAUACCAGGAUGCCGUGGACCUGCAGAACGAAUCGCGGAAAUUGGCCGAGCAAGAAAAGAAGAAGCCCGAUAGCGAAUAUCUCAUGGAAGACGGGCGGUUCCCAUUGCCCGAUGGGAUCUUGCAUCGGGGCGAGUUGUGGAAAGUUGGCGAUUGGGUCCAUAUCCAAAACACAAAUGAUGUGUCCAAGCCCAUUGUUGCGCAGAUCUACCGGACUUGGCAGGACGGGGAGGGCGAGAAGUGGAUCAACGCUUGCUGGUAUUACCGCCCCGAACAGACAGUGCAUCACUUUGAGAAACACUUCUAUCCGAAUGAGGUGGUGAAGACGGGGCAGUACCGUGAUCACAGAGUUGAUGAGAUCGUCGACCGUUGCUUUGUGAUGUUCUUCACGCGGUAUAGCCGUGGACGUCCUCGAGAUCUCGCCCCCGACAAGGAGAUCUAUGUCUGCGAGGCACGCUACAAUGAAGAAAAGCACAAGCUGAAUAAGAUCAAAACCUGGGCCAGCUGCUUACCUGAUGAGGUCCGCGAGAAGGACUACGAGAUGGACCUUUUCGAUGUGCCACGGAAAAUCAAAAAGGUGCAAACGCCGAUUAAGCAUCUUCUAAAGGAAGACGCGAAGGAGACGGAUGAUCUCCCACGCCCAACCUGGGGGGCUGACAAUGCUCCGCCCGUUGUGGGUGCUGUUCACCGUCGGCCUCGGGAUGAGAAUAGCCCACACCCUCACCACCACCUUCGCUCCCCCCCAGCCCCCAUGGCUUCUGCUACACCUCGACAAUCCAUGGGCCAAUCUGUUCCAGGAGCUGGCAUGGGUAAUCUCACGACACCUCAACUCCAGGCAGCUUCUCCUUCAGCCCCAGUCAUGGCCCCAACAUCUGCAAUUCCCGUGCCCCCGGUUGCGUACCAAAGUCCAAUGAACCCACAAAUGUACCAAGGGCCCAACCCACGUCGGCCCAGCAACUUCAUCCCACAAACUCCAACUGCAGGAUACGCCCAUGCUCACGCUCAUGCCCACGCUCAACCUUCACCAGCAGUGCACCCCUACCCGGCCGCGCAACCCGCUCCCUAUAGCGCAUUACCCCCUCGUCACGGUUCCAUCGGGGCAUCAGCAUACAACCCCAACGCCCCCCGUCCAAUCGAAGUAUACCAUCUCAACGACGCCGCCAACGCCGCCAUCCCCGCCGAUAUCCGCUCUCAAUUCCACUGCAACGACCUCGGCCAAGUACUCUUCUUCUCCACACCUCCUCUAGACAUGAUCAAGCCCAUAGCACUACCCAAGCUCGGCCACUCACUCAAAUACCUCGCGUCAAAAGAGGAGCGUCAAAAGAAAGUCGCAGAGCACAAGCGCAAGCGCGCCGCAGAAACAAAGGAUCGUGACGAUGAAGCGAAACGUCUACGUGCUGAUGAAGAGACAGCACUCGCAGCUCGUAUCGAGGCCCUUGCUCCGAAAGCAAUUACCGCAAUGGUGAAGGAGGUUGCGUCUGGAACGGACCAGCUUUAUAAAUUUCUCUAUGAAGAGAAGGCGGACAGUGCGAGGGCUGCGGAUAUUGAAACUCGUGAUAGUCGGAUGAACGUUGAUCGAGAGAAUCAUCACCACACGGCUGAGAUUCAGGCCCGGUCGGCUAAUUCGGGGUUUGUGAAUCUUAAAGGUGAUGCUAUGUACCUGGGACAAGACCGAGAGCAAGACCGCGAGGAGGAAGCUUGA
Molecule: messenger RNA, 2640 nt
Organism: Penicillium waksmanii
Lineage: Eukaryota; Fungi; Ascomycota; Eurotiomycetes; Eurotiales; Aspergillaceae
Product: putative RSC complex subunit (RSC1)
Exons: 5
Coding region: 1-2640 (879 amino acids)
Biological process (GO): chromatin remodeling
Cellular component (GO): RSC-type complex
Molecular function (GO): chromatin binding; protein binding
Source: RefSeq, a predicted model, not a curated record